AUGUCCGGCGCUUUCGCCAUACCACCGCCUCCUUAUGUCGCUGUCGAUCCCAAGAGCAACUCAGGCACUGCUACGCCCAAUAGCAUCAUACAGGCAGGCUUGCCACCGCCUGUCGUAGCAGCGAGAAGGUCUUCACUGCCUUUUCGCCCUAAGCGUCGACCUCCUCCCACGCUCAAUGGAGACGGAGAACCCGUCGACGAUGAUGAGCCUUCGAUCCAGCCACGUUCGGCAUCCAUGCCUGCCACUCCCUCAGUAGAACUUGCUACACUGCCCGUGCCUAAUCUACAUCUCGGUGUCGCUGCACGUUUCGCCCGUCAAGACCGCAAGCCAUCGCACUGCUCGGUCGGCUCCACGCUCAGUGACGCUACACUAAGCGAAGAAGACGAAGAGGAGGCUCGACUGGUCGAUAUGCUUUCGUCUCUCACUGCGGGCACAAAUUUGGCCACGGCCGAUAAGCGCAAAGCCACCGUUUUCAGCACGCCCGUCGAGUCAGUACAUCUACAGCCACGCUCGGUCGAGCGUCAGCCAAUCAAUGAGUGGAUGGAGCAGUUCGCUUUUCCCCAGGUUCCUGGCGCGCUCAACAUCGCUCCUUCGACCCCGCAACGCUCGGGCCGCCUCGAUCGAGCGCUGCCCAGCCUGCCAAGCCCUCGAGGAUCGCCCAGCAGGAUCGCUGCAUCUCUGUACUCGACGCCAGCAAGCACAUCUAAUGGCUCGCUACGGCACAGCUCGAGCUGGCACUCUGUCGCGUCCAGCCAUUUGCCCACCUCUAUGCAGCAAGGCAAUUUGGCACGACGCAGCGAGGACAGCCAGGAUCCUCUCUCACAAUCACCCUCGCAGACAUCCCAGACAAGCGACUCGGACAUCUCACACACUUCACGCACGGGCUCGUCUUUGCUCACUACACCAUCAACGACUGCCACCUCUGUCGCUUCACCCACUCAGGCGCAACGCAAAGCGAGCUUGACUCAUUCUUUGCGCCGCGUGCCCGUUCCUCGGAGCGAACCGGAUCGUCGCAGAUCGUCUAUCGAUGCCAUACCCCAAGAAUCAUCUCAGAUUACCUCUGCAGUCUCGUCAGUCACAGCACGACGAGGCUCGAAUGCUGCACCCUUCAGUCCUGCACCUACCGCAUCUAGCUUUCAUGAGAGUGUGCGCGGACCUAGCGAUUAUGCCACUCCGACGCUCGACAGCGACACUUUCUCUUGCGCGAGAGAAGAGCCUCCUCUCAAGCCUGGCAAAAAGUCGAAGCUGCCACCGCAAGAGCCUCCACCCAAUGGUCUGGCUCUGCGCAAUGCACUCAAGUGCUACGUGCAGAACGAAGAUGGCGUGAGCAUCCAAUUCUCGCAGCUCAUCGAUCCCUUCAGGCAACUCAAUGGCGAUCGUACUAUCGUCAUCUUCAUUCGCAACUGGAGCUGUGCUCUAUGUCUGUCCUAUCUUCAAGCUCUCAUGAAGCUCGAUCAGACGGAGCUACGCGAUCUCGGCGUGCGCAUCGUCAUCAUCGGAUGUGCCGGUGCAAGCUUGAUCAAGCGUUAUAAAGAAUUGGCUGGAUGUCCGUAUGACCUCUACACUGACUCGUCGAUGAAGCUGCACAAGUUGCUCGGCUUCAAGAAAUCCUUGGAUCCAGGCUCUAGCGCCGACAAGGGCGACUAUAUACCGUUCGGUAUGGGCGAGAAUCUUAUCCGGUCGACCACGCAAGGCCUCAAACUCAAGACGCUCAAUCCUGGUCCUAUGUCUGCACUUGGAGGCGAGCUCGUCCUUCAGACGGGUGAUCAAGGGAUCGAGUGCAUAUACUCUCAUAGAAUGCGCACCACUCGCGAUCAUGGCUCUUUGGACGCACUGUUACGAGCGGCAGGAGCAGAUGGAGAAAUCAACCGAUGGAAGAUAUGA
Molecule: messenger RNA, 1884 nt
Organism: Mixia osmundae IAM 14324
Lineage: Eukaryota; Fungi; Basidiomycota; Mixiomycetes; Mixiales; Mixiaceae
Exons: 2
Coding region: 1-1884 (627 amino acids)
Source: RefSeq, a predicted model, not a curated record